UGCGGGGACGGGGCGGGCUGGGCGUGCUGCGGGUCCCGCUGCCAGCACGGCGGUGGUGGGAUGCCGCUGGAAACUUGGUGAGAGCGGUGCGUCCGAAAGCGGCCACCCAAUGAGUGCUGACAGCGCAACGCCACCACCAAAGCCGGCAAAUUCAGACCGAGGCAGAAAGGAAUCUUCUUAAUGAGGAGCUCACGCCUUGGUGUGCCUCCAUUCCUCUUGGCACGUCGAUGCGCUUGAAGUCCUCCAUCGCGCGGUGGAAGGACGGGUGGGAGGCGGGUCCUGCUGCCCGGAGGGAUUCGGAGCGAUUCCCGUUUCUCGCUUUUCUGGAAAAGAGCGUUUUUCCGAGUAACGCUCGAUAGACCCAAUGAAUCACCAUCUGCAUAACUUUAUAUGGGGGCUGCUAUUCUCAGCAUCUCGCUGGAACUAUGUAAACUAUUAACCUCUGUGUCUGUUUGUACAUGCAACGUGCAAAUCUUUCUCCCGGCGACGCCUGGUUCAGAGCGGGUCGGGAGAGAUGGGGCAGAGCCAAGCGUGCCUUGCCUUGGCCGCUGCAGAUGGGGGCUCAGAAGGGGCACCCGGGGGGCAGUCCCUCUGUGGGUGCUGCUCUGGGGGUCCAAUAGGGCCCAGUGUGCCGACAGCAGCGUGAGGGCAGCCGGGUGGCUGCUGCUUCCAGAAAAACGCGGUGCGUUUGAAGGGCUUAGAAGGAUGCUUGGGGAGAGCAGUGCCAGGUCAGGAGAAGACAGGGAGGUUUUGCCAAGGGGAUGGUGGCGGUGCAGCCCAGCAUGGAGCGGCCGCCCCCGCGCUGGGGGAGCGUUCAGCCACGUGGGUUUUGUCAGGAGAGAAGGGCUCAUUCUUGAGCUGUCAAUCUGCCACCUCCCAGAGGCUCUCCUCCUCCUCCUCCCCCCGCUGCCACCGCUCCCAGAUACGUGCAGUGCGGGGGUUGAAGAUCCCCUGCGCCCGGGUGGGAACUGCAGCAUCUCCCAAACCUCCCAACCCCGAACACGGGGAGGGUGCUCCUUCUCCAUGUCGGCUCAGUUCCUUUCCGUUCAAAAGGUAUCCCCUCAUUUUGAGGUGAAGCUCCGCCUCGUGUCAGGCCCAGAAAUGACCCCUGGCUGCUGCUGGGUGCCCCUGGCUGCUGCUGGCAGCAGUUUGGGCUUGUGGCUGCAGGAUGAGAGCCGAGCACGCCAUCUGUGCUCCCUGUCCUGUGAACUUCCCAGCUCUCCUUUCUCCUCGGAUUUCUUCAUUAGAAGUAGAUAAGAUCAGAUCAUUCUUCUUUCACUACAAGUUCAUUUCACUUUCCACGCAGUGAGCCCAUCUGAUAAAUAGUGGCUCGACAUAACCCAGCUCCUCCUGCCCUUGGCCGCAUGCACGGUGCAGGACUCGUGGCCCCGGCCCCAUGUCCAGCAGGUCCCUGGCUUUUAACAGAGGUGGGGAUGGAUUCCCAGUCUGACCUGAGCUGGGUGGCACAGGGGAGCAGCUGCUCACUCGGCAUCUUGGGACCCAUCCUAGUCGAGCUCGCAUGGUCUCCAGGGCCUGUUGUCCUGCAGGAGCAUCUCUGUGGCUUGUGGGGAUGUCCUUGGAAAAGCAAGAGGCAGUGCAGCCCCUGGUCCUGGCACGCAGGGUUUUGAGUAGCAACACCAGGCACCUCUUUUCACCGCAGGGCUGAUUUGUAUCUGGCUUCACAUGAAAAAAAUGUGCACUGAUAAUGCUGAGCGAUGACUUCUGAGAUUUACAUCCCCUCCUGCCCCCUUUAAUAAGCCUCACUUUGAUCAGACCCCCAGCUGGCAUUCCUCCAAGGCAGGGAGCCAGUCUGCAGCAAACCCCAAAGACAAGAACCAUAUGAUCCCUGGAGCCGCCCCGUAGCUCUGCUGGCUGGGGUUCUCAUUUGGGGUGGGAGUGCUGCGUCAUCUCUUUAGAACAUUUCUAUGGGGUCUGUGGGGUCCACACUGGUGCCUGGGAGAAAUUCUUUCCUCAGAGGUGGGGAGGCCCCAGCAGUGCCCAGAGCUGCAGGGCCCCAUCCCUGGAGGUGUCCACAGCCAUGGCCUGGGGCAGUUGGAGCUGGGGAGCAGCCAGCCCACAGGUGGGAUGGGGAUGGAGGUCCCUUCCAACCUCAGCCAUUCUGCUAUUCCAUGAUUCUGUGUUGGUGUUGGGUAUCAUGUAGGAAGAGGACACUGGAGUGUGCAACCCUUGGAGAGGUCCCAGCUCUCCUCGCGGAGGUUUCCUCCACCCUCUUCUCCCUCCCACCCCUCUCCUGUGUUGCAGGCCGUGGGCUCCCAUGCGUUACCUCGGCCUCCUCCCCUCGCAGCCGUGCUAACGCCCGAAGGAUGGCGGCUGCCUCGAUCCGCUAUGGCAUCACCAUCACCGGGGCCGUGCUGCUGGUGACGGGGACGCUGUGCUUCGCCUGGUGGAGCGACGGGGAGGUGGGCACACCAGUGGGCAGCGGGGCUCGCCUUCUACCCCCCCGCGAGGCCCAGGCGGUGCCCAGCUCCUCCAACGCGCUGCUGCGCUCCGUCAGCUUCUUCUGCUGCGGCAUCGGCGGCAUCCUGCUCCUCUUCGGGCUGCUCUGGUCCGUCAAGGCCAAUGCCAGGGUGGUGUCGCGGCGCUACCAGUACCGCUUCCCCCGCGACCUGCAGUACUUCACUGCGGAGCCCCCGGAGAAGUGGAACUGCAGCUCCUGGGAUGCCACUGCCAUCCCCACCUACGAAGAAGCCCUGACCUGCAGACCUGCACACGGCACCUACCUCUGUCCCGUGGCAAGCAAGGAGGAGCUGACACCGCCACCCUAUCACGACUUGGAGGAGGAGGAGGACGAGCGCUGGCAGAGCGGCCGCCGCCGCAGCUCCUCCGACAGCGCCUUGUUCCGCCCCAGCCCCUUGUGGUUGGAGAUCCAGAGCCCUGGUGGGCCACAGGCAACGCCGCCCCCCAGCUACGAGAACAUCAGUGUUCGGGAUGUCUGACCGAGCCCCGUCCUUCAGCAGGGGGAGAGCAUGGGGGGCACGGGGCUGUCCUGCUAUCCGAGCAAUGCGUUUGGAGCAAUGCGAGCAGCUGGCAUGUUGGAGUCCUUCGUGUUUUUAAUAAAACCACCUCUGGUUGCAAUA
Messenger RNA from Numida meleagris (helmeted guineafowl), 3098 nucleotides. RefSeq names its product transmembrane protein 61 (gene TMEM61). Bases 1926 to 2957 code for a protein of 343 amino acids. The transcript has 2 exons. The record is from RefSeq and is a predicted model, not a curated record. Lineage: Eukaryota; Metazoa; Chordata; Aves; Galliformes; Numididae.